This is a messenger RNA of Eutrema salsugineum, 652 nucleotides long. RefSeq names its product DNA-directed RNA polymerase I subunit RPA12. Bases 114 to 473 code for a protein of 119 amino acids. The record is from RefSeq and is a predicted model, not a curated record. Gene Ontology annotation, cellular component: RNA polymerase I complex. NCBI's taxonomy places the organism in Eukaryota, Viridiplantae, Streptophyta, Magnoliopsida, Brassicales, Brassicaceae. Gene Ontology annotation, biological process: termination of RNA polymerase I transcription; DNA-templated transcription. Gene Ontology annotation, molecular function: DNA-directed RNA polymerase activity; nucleic acid binding; zinc ion binding. The transcript is spliced from 6 exons.
UACAAGUCAUACAACAACUCUUUCAUCAAUUUUUCUUUCUGCGUUCUUCUAUCUCCGCCUCCGCCUCCGCCUCGUCGCCGCCGCCGCCUCCGUCUCUUACUAACCGUUCUCUAAUGGAGAAAUCUCGGGAAAGUGGUUUCUUGUUCUGUAACUUGUGUGGGACAAUGCUCAUCUUGAAAUCAGCUACGUCUGCAGAAUGUCCACUAUGCCAAACAACACGAAAUGCAAAAGAAAUCAUUGGCAAGGAUAUAGCUUACACAGUUUCUGCUGAGGAUAUCAGAAGAGAACUAGGAAUAUCUCUGUUUGGUGAAAAAACGCAGGAAGACGCUGAGCUACCAAAGAUCAAAAAAGCGUGCGAGAAAUGCCAGCACCCUGAGCUUGUAUACACAACCAGACAGACAAGAUCAGCGGAUGAAGGACAGACAACAUAUUAUACUUGCCCCAAUUGUGGCCACAGAUUCACAGAAGGUUGAGAUUACUAGUAUCAUCUCCAGUAUGCUUCUUGUGACUCCAUUCUCAGAGAAUGCCAGUUUUGUUUCUUACAAUCGAUAUUAGAAAGUCAAUAUUCAAUGUCAUCAUAGAAACCUUUUUGUAUUGUUUCUUACAUUAAUGUUACAAACUAGAUGUCAUUAUAAGAAACUUUUUUUCAAUA